Messenger RNA from Erpetoichthys calabaricus (reedfish), 1808 nucleotides. RefSeq names its product glycerol-3-phosphate acyltransferase 3 (gene gpat3). Gene Ontology annotation, biological process: triglyceride biosynthetic process. Lineage: Eukaryota; Metazoa; Chordata; Cladistia; Polypteriformes; Polypteridae. The transcript has 13 exons. Gene Ontology annotation, molecular function: glycerol-3-phosphate O-acyltransferase activity. Gene Ontology annotation, cellular component: endoplasmic reticulum. The record is from RefSeq and is a predicted model, not a curated record.
UGUUUUGGACUCUGCUCUGAUUGCAGAGGUCACCACAAACAGAGACGAGGAGUGAAGCUUCUUCACAAGUGCUCAAGAGCCGCGGCGAGGGAGACCCGUGUGGAUUCGGGCAGGAGCUUUGCUCCCGUGGAGCCCAGGCCAUAUAAGACGAUCAGCACCACCCGCCUAGGACACCUUUAAUGAAGAAGACAUGGAUGAGUUUGGAAAAGUGGCCUACAAUGUAUUGUGUGUAUGGCUGACACUUGUAGCCGUGCUGAUUAUGGUGCCCGCAAUGUUUGGCAUCUCUCUGGGCAUAAAUGAGAUGUACAUGAAGAUUUUAGUGAAGACUCUAGAGUGGGCCACGUUAAGGAUUCAGAAAGGUGUAAAGGAAAUUGAGAGACUUCAGAGGGCAGCAACGAAUGGAAUUAUCCAAAGAGAUGCCGGCUUUUCCAUUGAAAAAGAGAUCGCAGAGAGGAAGGCUCGGAGAAAAGCCCAAAUCAGUGGCGAUUUUGAGUUCAGUGACGUAUUCUACUUCAGCAAGAAGGGCAUCGAGUCCAUUGUGGAGGAUGAGGUGACUCAAAGGUUCACUUCUGAAGAGCUGGUCUCUUGGAACCUCCUGACUAGAACCAACAACAACUUCCAAUAUAUUAGUUUUCGUGUCUCCUUAAUAUGGGUGCUGGGGGUCUUCAUUCGUUACUGCAUCCUCUGCCCUCUGAGGGUUACGCUGGCAGCAAUUGGUUUAAGUUGGCUUGCGAUUGGAACCACCAUUGUAGGACAACUGCCGAGCAGCAGGUACCAGUGAAAAAACCUGCUGAGUGAGCUCGUCCAUCUAAUGUGCUACAGGAUCUGCGCGAGAGGUUUGUCUGCUACCAUCCAGUACCACAACAAGGAAAACCGGCCCAAGAAAGGAGGAAUAUGUGUUGCCAACCACACCUCUCCCAUCGACGUUGUCAUUUUAGCCAAUGAUGGUUGUUACGCUAUGGUGGGCCAGGUCCAUGGAGGCCUCUUGGGAGUUAUGCAGAGGUCUAUGGUAAAAGCUUGUCCACAUGUCUGGUUUGAGAGAUCAGAGAUGAAGGACCGGCAGCUGGUGACUAAACGGUUAACAGAUCAUGUUUCUGACAAGACUAAACUUCCGAUAUUAAUUUUUCCAGAAGGCACCUGUAUAAAUAACACGUCAGUGAUGAUGUUCAAGAAAGGCAGCUUUGAAAUAGGAGGGACCAUUUAUCCUGUAGCGAUUAAGUAUGACCCCCAGUUUGGAGACGCCUUUUGGAACAGCAGCAAGUACAGCAUGGUCAGCUAUCUGUUGAGAAUGAUGACCAGCUGGGCCAUUGUCUGCAAUGUCUGGUAUUUGCCCCCCAUGACAAGACAGGAAGGAGAAGACGCAGUCAGUUUUGCCAACAGAGUGAAAUCAGAAAUUGCCAGACAAGGCGGCUUGGUGGAUCUCUCCUGGGAUGGCGGCCUGAAAAGAGCAAAAGUCAAAGAAACCUUCAAAGAAGAGCAGCAAAAGACGUACAGCAAGAUGAUUGUCGGCGACGACGGAAACUGAAAAAGAAGAGCGAACACCCGAGCCUGCACUGUUUGUGGAUUGGAGACACAAAACCCCAAAUGGACAGCUGAGUAUGCGACCCACCAGAAACAUGCAGUGCACAAAAUCAACUCGAGAAAAGUAUUUCUCUCGAACCUGACAUCAUACGCCGUCAAUCCCUCUCUAAAAAAAAUUGAGAUUAUUUUUGUAUAAAUUUGCUUGUUAUUACAUCAGACGUCAUCCUAAAACCUUUUGAAAAUAUUGUUUUCCUUUUUCCUUGAAAUAAACAGUUUCUGUGUUAUAA